This is a messenger RNA of Monosiga brevicollis MX1, 3144 nucleotides long. RefSeq lists its product as uncharacterized. Bases 1 to 3144 code for a protein of 1047 amino acids. Gene Ontology annotation, molecular function: beta-N-acetylhexosaminidase activity. Lineage: Eukaryota; Choanoflagellata; Craspedida; Salpingoecidae. Gene Ontology annotation, biological process: carbohydrate metabolic process; glycosaminoglycan metabolic process; ganglioside catabolic process. The record is from RefSeq and is a predicted model, not a curated record. The transcript is spliced from 23 exons. Gene Ontology annotation, cellular component: membrane.
AUGCUGCACCCAGCCUUAUCCAUCACCGCUGAUGCGGAACUGAGCCUCGUCGCUGGAGCUGCGGACCGGCCGUACACACUCAGCUGGGGCGGCAAGAGCCGCACCUCAAUGCCUCUGGCCCAACCGUUUUUCGCCGUGACCGAGAUCACCAGGGCCUGGCGCCGCGCCUCACACAUGCGCAUGUCAAUCCGCGUAUGCACAGAUCCCGUGCCUUUGAUUCAUCAAAUCAUCGUGUUUGUUAAUGAUACGGCCACGGCGGCUGCUAAACCAGCCGACGUUGACGAAUCAUAUACCCUCAACAUCACCGCCCCGACCAUCCUCAUUUCCGCCCAAACCGAAUGGGGUGCACUCUAUGGCUUGGAAACUUUGACCCAGCUGGUUCACUACAACCAAACUACACAUGCCCACACCAUUUCUCAUGGACCGCUCUUUAUUCGUGAUGCCCCACGCUUCACCUGGCGUGGGCUGCUCCUGGAUACCGCCAACCAUUACCUGAGUCUCGACGCCAUCAAGACGACUCUUGAUGGCAUGGCAAUGGUCAAGCUCAACCUCCUACAUUGGCACAUUGUUGAUUCAUACUCCUUUCCCAUGGAGGUGAUGCAACAGCAAGGCCUCUCCCAGCACGGUGCUUGGAGCGCCAGUCGGGUCUAUCGCCGCGAGGACGUUGACGACGUGGUUCGCUACGCUCGCACCCGAGGCAUUCGCGUUGUCCCAGAAAUUGACGUUCCCGGCCACGCUGCUAGUUGGGGUGCCAGUGAUCCGGGCCUGGUUUCCACGUGCCCGGUCGUGAACGGCACAGACAUUGGUAACAUCAACGUCAUCCCUCUCAACGUGGCCGAGGAGCGCGUCUAUCAGGUGCUUGGCGAUGUUCUCAACGCGACUGCCACCCACUUUCCAGACACCACGCUUCAUCUGGGUGGUGACGAGGUGCAAUUCAGCUGUUGGACCCAUGAUCCGUUGAUACAAGACUUUAUGACCAGGCAUGGCCUCGACGAAUUAGGACUCUUGAUCUUCUUUCUCAAUCGCACGGACGCCCUCCUGCCUGACUCCAUCCAGCAAGUCAUGCUGUGGGAUGAAAUGUUUGACAACCUCGGCCCACGCCUUCCGGAACUGGCCCAUUGCAAACCUAUCAUAGAGGUUUGGAACAACCGUACACUCAUGGAUGCGGCCUUGGCUCAAGGCCAUGACGUUUUGCUGGCCACGGGCUUUUAUCUCGAUCGCCAGACACCAGUAGAUGGCCGUCCUACUCACUGGUUCUGGGUUGAUACCUGGGUGGAUAUGUACGAGGUUGAGCUUCCUGAAGACCGUGAAAGUCCCGGCCGGGUGCUUGGCGGUGAAGCUUGCAUGUGGUCCGAACAAGUGUCGGACAUUUCCCUGCACACCCGCCUCUGGCCUCGCCUUGCUGGCGUCGCCGAGCGCCUGUGGAGUCCAGCCGACAUUACCGAUGCCGCUUUGGCAGCUCAGCGGCUCGGCGCAGUACGGUGCAAGAUGGCAGCUCGCGGCGUCCCUAUUGGUCCCAUUUGGGCUGACUACUGCAGUGCGGAUACCGAGUUUGCCCUCAUCUCAAGUACCAACCACCAUAACAAACCGGUUCAAUUGACCAGUGGCGAGAUGCUUGCCAUCACGCUGUUCAUGUUUCUCUUGGGCGUAUUCUUUGUGUACAUUGCGGCAUGUUGUUUUGGCAUUGGCUUUACCGUGCGCCCUCGAGACUCAAAUCGCACUCCCCUCCUUCCUGCCUCAACCGACAGCAACAUUCAGUCCAAAAGCAACAUCGAUCUGGCCACUGAUCCCGUUGCUCCAAAGCCACCGCGAGAACGCUUGUCCGCGCUCGACGUUUAUCGAGGCCUGACCAUUGCGGUCAUGAUUCUCGUGGACGAGACGGGAGCUGCCUUUCCACCCAUUGAUCACGCACCGUGGAAUGGCUUGCACUUGGCCGACACUGUCGUGCCUUCGUUUGACUUUAUCGUCGGCGUCUCAAUUGCUCUCGCUUUCAAGCGUUUUGACCUCGAGGCUGGUGCUCAGGGACAACGCUGGACCGCCUUUAAAAAGGCUACGGAUCGCUUUCUCAAGCUUUUCGGUGGGAUUACGUUUAUGAACUACGAUUUGACCAACAUUCGCAUCUUCGGCAUUCUACAACGUGUUGCCGUGUGCUACUUUGCCGUGGCACUGAUGGAGAUUUUCCUGCCGCGCCUCACCGGUGCCCUCCCUGCUGACAAUGGAACGUGGGCAGACUGGAUGCGUCGCACCCAGCACCUGUUCUGGCGCUACCGCUGGCACUGGUUUUCCGCAGCGCUGUUGCUGGCAGUACACACCUCUAUCUUGUAUGGCGUUGAUGUGCCGGACGCAUUUGGUGAACGCUGUGGCCGCGGCCAGCUCACACCCGCCUGCAAUGCAGCCACAUACAUCGACCGCCUUAUUCUGACCGUGCCACACAUGUAUUUUCCGGAAAAUGGGGGCGACCCAGCACAUGCCGACGUGACAUUCAAGCGCCUACCCGAGUGCAGCUCCUGUAGUCCGGGGCUGUGUGUAGCACCAGCUGAUGCCCCUGCCUGGUGUCUUCACGGCCCUUUCGACCCGGAGGGUCUCGUCUCCUCGCUGACAGCCAUCGUCACCACCAUCAUUGGCGUCCACUAUGGACAUGUCUUGCGCCAGAUUAAGAGCCCGAUGGAGCGCAUCUUUCAGUGGAGCAGCUUUGCCCUGCUGCAACUAUUGCUGGGUCUAAUCUUACAUUUCAGUGGUAUUCCCCUGAAUAUUAACUUGUAUUCCGUCUCCUUUGUGCUUGUGACGGGCGGCAUGACGGGGCUCCUUUUGGUGCUUUGCUAUCUCAUUGUGGAUUAUCGACCCACUGCACGCUGGCUGUGGCUUCCCUUCAUGUGGCUUGGCACCAACGCCAUCGUUAUCUUUCUAUGUGCUGAGGGCGACGUGAUUGACUGGGUUCUGUCGUGCUUUUACCUUGAGGAUCCUGACCGAAGCUUGGCAAAUAUCCUGUGGCCCACGGGCGUGUACUGGGGCGAUGACGACGACGUGCGCCCGUACAAACCCAGCUACAACUACCAGAUCAUGCUCUGGUGUUUGGCGUACAUUGGCGUUUGGGUGCUGCUGGGUCGAUGGAUGUACAACAACAAGAUUUUCAUUAAAAUCUAA